Messenger RNA from Lampris incognitus (smalleye Pacific opah), 1524 nucleotides. RefSeq names its product zona pellucida sperm-binding protein 3-like. Gene Ontology annotation, biological process: egg coat formation; binding of sperm to zona pellucida; positive regulation of acrosome reaction. Gene Ontology annotation, cellular component: extracellular matrix. The transcript is spliced from 9 exons. Gene Ontology annotation, molecular function: acrosin binding. The record is from RefSeq and is a predicted model, not a curated record. NCBI's taxonomy places the organism in Eukaryota, Metazoa, Chordata, Actinopteri, Lampriformes, Lampridae. Bases 112 to 1383 code for a protein of 423 amino acids.
CGGGCAUGAAAGGGGGUGAAUCAGGUGUUGCAGUCUCGGUAGAUGGAGCAGAGGUAGAACACACACACAGCUUCAAAUACCUGGAUUCCGAUCACUCUUUGUUGUGAAGUCAUGGCGAUGAAGUGGACUUCCACGUGUCUCGUGGCGGUAGCCGUGCUUGGUUGCCUGUGUGAUGCUCAGUGGGGCAUGCCAAGUAAACCUGGAUACCAGAAGCCGUCCACACCACAGUUGCCAAGCAAACAGGUGCCGCUGGACCCCCAGCAGUCUAAGCAAACAUUUGAGAAAGCGGUCACCUGGAGUUUCCCUGACCCGCCCAAGCCUGAGCCCAAGGUCGACGUCCCGUUCGAGCUGAGGAGCCCUGUUCCUGCUGUCACUGUGGCCGUCGAGUGCAGGGAGAAAAUUGCACAUGUGGAAGUAAAGAAGGACAUGUUUGGGAUUGGCCAAUUUAUCAAUCCUGCCGACCUCCUGCUGGGAAACUGUGACGCUGUCGGCGAGGACCCUGCAGCUCAGGUGCUGAUUUUUGAAGCUGAGCUGCACGAAUGCGACAGCAAAACAAUGACGACUGCAGAUGCCCUUAUCUACACCUUUGUUCUGAACUAUAAACCUCGACCUUUCGGGAAUUACCCUGUGUUGAGGACCAGCGCUGCUGCUGUCUUUGUGGAGUGCUACUACCCCAGGAAGCACAAUGUGAGCAGCCUCCCCCUGGACCCCCUCUGGAUCCCAUUUUCCGCUGCUAAGGUGUCAGAGGAAGUGUUGUACUUCACUCUGAGACUCAUGACUGAGGACUGGCAAUAUGAGAGACCCAUGUACCAGUAUUUCUUGGGAGACAUGAUAUAUAUCGAGGCGACCGUCAAGCAGUACUUCCACGCGCCCCUCCGCGUGUUUGUGGACAGAUGCGUGGCUGUUCUAACGCCCGACCUGAACACAAAUCCACAAUACGCCUUCAUCGAUAACCACGGGUGUUUUAUCGACGCUUACAUCACUGGCUCCAAAUCAAAGUUUAGGACACGCACAGCUGAGAACAAGCUUCAGCUUCAGCUGGAGGCCUUCAGGUUCCAGGGAGCAGAGACUGGCGUGAUGUACCUCAUCUGUCACCUGAAAGCGACCUCCACCGCCUACGGCCUAGAUGACCACCACAGGGCUUGCUCCUACAGCAACGGGUGGAAGGAGGCGAGCGGAGCCGACGGAGUUUGCGGCCUCUGCGAAGCUGGGGUUAUGGUAAACUCCGCCUCGACGGGUGGCGCCGGUUCUGGUGGCUCUUCGGGUUUACCCAUUUCUCCAAGCAACCCAGGAAGGAAGAUCCGUGCUGCGAAGCGUGAAGUUGUCGAAUGGGAAGGUGACGUCACUGUGGGCCCCAUUGCUGUUGUGGAGGAGGUGCUUUAAUAAAGAAAGAACCUGCUGUUGCCAUGACUAUCGAAAUAAAUAUUACCAAUGGUCCAUAUCUGGCUGUAUCUUGUUUGACGCACUCGAUGGUUCGGUCAGGAGAAGGGGAGAGGCGAUCUGACUCAGUUCCCUAAAAGUUCA